AUGGCUAAUCCCAAGACAAAGCCAGCUGGCGUCUUGCCGGCAUCCUGGUACUCCACACCGGCCAUCUAUGAGCUGGAACGUCGCGCAAUCUUUGCCAAACACUGGCUCCUCAUCACCCACGAGCUCCGUCUUGCAGCGGCGGGCGCGUACGCGAAAUUCACCGUGGCGGGCUAUCAUUUCUUCAUCGUCCGUGACAAGCAAGGCGAGCUGAACGCCUUUCUGAAUGUCUGUCGUCACCGGGCAUUCCCGGUAGUCCUCCGGGACGAGGGCGUCGCCAACAUUCUCGCCUGCAAGUACCAUGGGUGGUCUUACGGCCUGACUGGGAAACUUGCCAAAGCACCCCGAUUCGAUACAGUGGACGGCUUUGACAAGUCGGAUUAUGGCCUCUUCCCGAUCCACCUGCGGGUCGACCGAAGAGGCUUUGUCUGGGUCACCCUCGACGCGGCGCAAGAGCCCGAAGUUAAAUGGGAAGAGUUCUUCGACUCGGUCGACACACAAGGCCGAUUACAAGCAUUCGACAUGAAGAACUAUCGCUAUGAUCACUCGUGGGACAUGGACGGCGAAUACAAUUGGAAGACCCUAAUAGACAACUACAACGAGUGCUACCAUUGCUCCGUUGCACAUCCCGGCAUAGCCAAGGUCACCAAUCUCGAAAGCUACGACGUCAAAACCACCAACGGUUUCAUCGAGCAUUAUGCCGAGAGCAAAGGUGAGCCCGCCGACGCUGCUGGGAACGUGGCGCCGACUUUCCUGUUCCCCAAUGCGUCCAUUACCAUGACGGAUCGUUAUUUCUACAUCAUGCGGGUUGUGCCCGUCAGCGAAUCGCGCGUAUCCAUGCAGUACGAAGUCUACCGACAUGCCGACUGCACCGAUCAAGACUUCGAGGACCUCGACAAGUUUUUCAAGCAAGUCGAAGCCGAGGACAAAUACCUUUGCACCAAUGCUCAGAAGAACCUCAAUGCCGGGGGGUACGUCACUGGGCCGCUGCACCCGCACCGCGAGAAGGGCGUGCUGCACUUCAAAUCCUUGAUCAAGAGGUUGCUGGUCGAGCACGGCAACCAGGAGAAAAUCUUGGGUCGAGAGAUCACGCCGGUCAACAGGUCUCCGGACAAUACUGACAUUGUAGAGGAGGAAUUGUUCUGCAAGGAUGUGUGUAGCAGAGCCGGCGAGGACUACGCUUGGUAA
This is a messenger RNA of Cladophialophora yegresii CBS 114405, 1185 nucleotides long. RefSeq lists its product as uncharacterized. The record is from RefSeq and is a predicted model, not a curated record. The coding region runs from base 1 to 1185 and encodes 394 amino acids. Gene Ontology annotation, molecular function: iron ion binding; 2 iron, 2 sulfur cluster binding. The transcript has 3 exons. NCBI's taxonomy places the organism in Eukaryota, Fungi, Ascomycota, Eurotiomycetes, Chaetothyriales, Herpotrichiellaceae.